CACGCCUCUAUACAUAGCCGCUUGACGAUGAUGUCCAAGCGUCGCGGCAACGGGAAGGACGGCAGCAAGCCCGAGAUGGGCAUGGCCCAGCGCAUGACGCUCAAGAUCCUCUCGCUCUAUGACAGCACGACCAACGUCGACGCCAUCAUCCAGGAGCUGUACCAUCCCGAAGCGACGUUCUCGGACCCGCUGGUCGAAGUCUCUGGCCGCGACAAGGUUGCCGCCCAGUUUCGCGUCUUGCCAUCGUUUGUCGCGCAGUCGCAUGCGACGUUGAUCCGCGGCUCGAUGGCGGGCGUGAGCAUCCUCACGAUUGACAGCACGGUCACGUACAAGCUCAAGCCGUUCCCAGAGUACAUGGGCGGCGCCUUGCGGAUGUUUACGGUCAUUGAGCUCGAAGAUCAAAAGGUCAUUUCCCACACGGACCAUUGGGACAUCCGCUCGGUCUUGGAGAACGUCCCGAUGCUGUCGUUCUUUUACCGGCAUCUGCGCACGAGUGUCGGGAGCGCGUCGUCGCAUGUCAUCAACGUCUUCUUGCCCGAGUCGUCGCCGCCGUCGGAGGAGACCCAGCUCCUCGACGCGCCGAGAACCGACCACGACUAGGACAACUCGUUAAU
Saprolegnia parasitica CBS 223.65 is the source of this 614-nucleotide messenger RNA. RefSeq lists its product as hypothetical. NCBI's taxonomy places the organism in Eukaryota, Oomycota, Saprolegniomycetes, Saprolegniales, Saprolegniaceae. The coding region runs from base 28 to 600 and encodes 190 amino acids. The transcript has 4 exons. The record is from RefSeq and is a predicted model, not a curated record.